GCGCACGCGGCAGACGUGGAGAUCGGCAGGCUCGAGGGGUUCCACAUGCAGGGCCCUGGCGGCGGCAGCAGCGGCAGCGCCUCGCCAGCCAGCGCCGGGUUCGGCGAGGCGUCGCUCGGCGGGCUCGCGGAGGCGCGGGCGGAGGAGUCGCGGCUGGCCUUGCAG
This is a messenger RNA of Prorocentrum cordatum, 165 nucleotides long. The record is from the annotation of a GenBank genome assembly. Lineage: Eukaryota; Dinophyceae; Prorocentrales; Prorocentraceae.